Molecule: messenger RNA, 1139 nt
Organism: Triticum dicoccoides
Lineage: Eukaryota; Viridiplantae; Streptophyta; Magnoliopsida; Poales; Poaceae
Product: BTB/POZ domain-containing protein POB1-like
Exons: 6
Coding region: 447-1007 (186 amino acids)
Biological process (GO): response to red light
Cellular component (GO): nucleus
Source: RefSeq, a predicted model, not a curated record
CGGCGGAGGCUAUGGCCGGCGGGGAGGAGAGGCCGCCGGGGUUGGCGCCAGUGGCUGCGUCAUCGAGUUUCGAAUUCGCCCUCAAUUAUGCGGCGUUUUCCGAUCGAAUUCUGCGACUUGAAAUCCCGGCCGAGGAUUCCGAGGCGCGGUUCGUCGGCGAAGGAUCGCCCUGCGACUCGCCGCGUAGCAUAUUCGAGACGGGGCCCGGCUUGGGAGGUACCUCGGCCGAGUCGGUGCGACCUCGCAAGCGCCGCAGACAAGACGACGAAUCUGUACCUCACAGCUCUGAAGCUGAGUUUGGAUCAACAGAUGUAAAUGCUCUAUCCAUCAGUCCUGAACAUGGUGAUGCCACUGAUACACCCUGUCUAAGAGUAAAGCAUAUUCAUGUUAGCUCCUUGUUACUUGCUUCGAAAAGCCCCUACUUCUACUAGCUCUUCACGAACGGAAUGCAAGAGUCGAAACUGAAGGAAAUAACACUGAGGAUUGUGGACUAUGAGGACGAAGCCCUGCCAGAGCUGCUGCACUUUAUUUACAGUGGAAUGUUUAAGACAAGCGAUCCUGUUCUGCUUCUGAAAGUGAUGCGCGUUGCUGAUAAAUUUGAAGUUGUCCACUGCAUGAGCUAUUGCAGCCAGCUGUUGAUUAGUCUGCCGAUGACAAAGGAGUUAGCUCUCUUGUACCUUGAUUACAAUCACUCGGUCUCGAUAUCAAACGCUCUUCAGCCUGUGAAGAUAGCAGCUCAGGAAUUUUUGGCUGACAAGUACAGAAAUCUUCAUAUGUCUGAAGCUGAGGUUUUGGAUAUGCCUCUCUCAGGGAUCAGAGCUAUAUUCUCGAGCAAUAAUUUGGAGGUGUUGGAGGAGGACUUCGUCUGGGAUUUCCUGCUGAAAUGGGCUCAUGCAAAGUAUCCAGAAUCUGCAGAAAGGCAUAGGAUCUUGAUCAAAUCUUUAGUGCCAUUAAUACGUUUGAACCAGAUGAGUUGUGGGAAACUUCUGUCACUUUUGUCUUGCUAGGAUUUGGGCACUCUUCAUUCUGCACGCAUUGUGAUCUCUGCCCUGCUAUACAAGUACAGUUCUGCACACAGAGCUCUUCCUGCUACAUCAUACUUCCAUUGCAGAUUCUUGGAGAGGACAUACAAGUUAAGA